AUGUACAGAGAGCUGAGCACGAUUUUGAACUGGCCGGAGCCACACUUCCCCACGGGCAAGUUUAUUCUCAUUCGGGACUCGUUGGAGGCCGAUGGCGCUGUGCUGCUGCCCCAUUUCGUUUUCGGAUAUCUCAAGGCCAACAAGCGAGCCCUUUUGGUGGGAUUGGAGCAGAGCUUCUUUCACUACUCGGGCGUUGGCCGCAAGCUGGCGUGCAACUUGAAGGCGGCGCAGACGAAGCAGCAGUUCAUGUACAUCAAUGCCCUCUCGACUCCCUACGACUGGUCCGCUCCUUCUACUUCAUCAGCGCCGGCGGUGGCGGCAACGCCAGGACUGGACAGCUGGAGCCUGGGCGAGAACGAGGACGCCGCCUUCAAGUCGCUCUACCACAAGGUGAAGGCCUUCGUCGAGUCGAGCGAAGCGAUGGACGAGGUGUGCAUCGUCAUCGACAACCUCAGCGUGCUGCUGGAGACCUGCCAACGGCCGGCCCUCGUGCUCGACCUCGUCCACUACCUCCAAGCCUUCAUCCGACGAACCGAAAAUCGAGCGAGCUUGGUGGUGUUGGUGCAUGGCGAUGUAGAAGACGAUCAGAAGCUGGUGAAGGCGCUGGAGCAUCGAGCAGACAUCAUCAUGUCAGCUUCUGGUCUUCCUAGCGGCUACUCCAAGGAAGUCAACGGACAGUUGCUCGUACACGGUAACGGUGUCCCACAAUCUAAGCUGUUGCAUUUCAAGUCUCACGACAACACGGUCCGCUUCAUGUCCAAGUAG
Molecule: messenger RNA, 765 nt
Organism: Acanthamoeba castellanii str. Neff
Lineage: Eukaryota; Discosea; Longamoebia; Acanthamoebidae
Product: angiotonin transactivated protein 1 isoform 2, putative
Exons: 4
Coding region: 1-765 (254 amino acids)
Biological process (GO): tRNA wobble uridine modification
Cellular component (GO): elongator holoenzyme complex
Source: RefSeq, a predicted model, not a curated record